Molecule: messenger RNA, 1455 nt
Organism: Symbiodinium sp. CCMP2592
Lineage: Eukaryota; Dinophyceae; Suessiales; Symbiodiniaceae
Source: the annotation of a GenBank genome assembly
AUGCAGAAUGGGGGUCAGGGGGAAGAGGCGCAGCGAAGAGGUGCAGCCGCCACGCUUAUCCUCAACCAGAAUGGGGGUGCGUGGUCUCAACUCGAAAAGGAUGGAGGCGGGGACCAGGAUGGAGGCGAGGACCAGGCCGGGGCGAGCAUCCUCAACCAUUUUGGGGUCCCAGGCGCGUGGUCUCCACUCGAAGAGGACGGAGGCCGGGACAAGGAUGGAGGCGGGGACAAGGCCGGAGUGCUUAUCCUCAACCAAUACGGGGUCCCAAGUGCGUGGUCUCCAUUGCAAGAGACCAAGGCGGGGACGAGGUCGGAGCGCUUAUCCUCAACCAAUGUGGGGUCCCAGGUGCCGCUUAUCCUCAACCAAUAUUGGGUCCCAGGUGCGCGGUGUCAACCUGAAGAAGACGGAGGCGGGUACAAGGCCGCAGCGCUUAUCCUCAACCAAUACGGGGUCCCAGGUGCGUGGUCUCAAUCUGAAGAAGACGGAGGCGGGGACAAGGCCGGAGCGUUUAUCCUCAACCAUCAUGGCGUUCCAGGUGUGUUAUCCUCAAGCAAUAUGGGGUCCACGGUGCGUGGUCUCAACCUGAAGAAGACGGAGGCGGGGACAAGGCCGGAGCGCUUAUCCUCAACCAAUAUGGGGUCCCAGGUGCGUGGUUUCAACCUGAAGAAGAUGGAGGCGGGGACAAGGCCGGAGCGUUUAGCCUCGACCAAUAUGGGGUCCCAGGUGCGUUAUCCUCAACCAAUAUGGGUCCCCGGUGCGUGGUGUCAACCUGAAGAAGACGGAGGCAGGGACAAGGCCGGAGCGCUUAUCCUCAACCAAUAUGGGGUCCCAGGGGCGUGGUCUCAACCUGAAGAAGACAGAGGCGGGGACAAGGCCGGAGCGCUUAUCCUCAACCAAUAUGGGGUCCCAGGUGCGUUAUCCUCAACCAUUAUGGGGUCCCCAGUUCGUGGUGUCAACUUGAAGAAGACAGAGCCAGGGACAAGGCCGGAGGUCAACCAAAGUGCAUGGUCUCAACCUGAAGAAGACGGAGGCGGGGACAGGCCAGAGCGCUUAUCCUCAACCAAUAUGGGGUCCCCGGUGCGUGGUGUGAACCUGAAGAAGACGGAGGCAGGGACAAGGCCGGGACGCUUAUCCUCAGCCAAUAUGCGGUCCCAGGUGCGUUAUAUCCUCAACCAAUAUGCGUGGUGUCAACCUGGGAAGAAGACGGAGGCGGGGACAAGGCCGGAGCGCUUAUCCUCAACCAGUCUGGGGUCCCAGGUGCGUGGUCUCAACCUGAAGAAGACGGAGGCGCAUGCAGAAGUGGCAAGGGACAAGGCCGGAGGGCUCGCAUGGAGAGGUGGUGCGCUUAUCCUCAACCAAUAUGGGGCACCAGGUACAGUGUGCAUACAGUGCGCAGCUUUUGUCACUUUCCAGCUGAGCCACAGGCCGCGAGCAAUUGCACAGGCUCAUAGCUAA